GACAACAACCAAGGGGCAACUGUCCUCCUCAACAGAGGAGGCAUAGGGCAGUGCUCCCAAGCACCGUGACAGAAGGAAGAGCCUCAGGGUAGGGGAGAAAAAGGACGGGACUCCCUGGCUGAAAGAUCACGGUCGACCUGGACGGUACAGCUGAGCCGGGCCACAGGGGGGUUGGCAACUUGGCCCCCAUGGCCCGUGCCCCACCCUCUCCUUUGACCCCCAGCAACAUCCCCCGCAAUCUAAGCUACAUCGCUGGCCUGUAUGAGCGGGCCUAUUACCGGACCGCCCGCCCAAGCCUUGCGGAGGACUCGGGGACCGAAGGCUCUGAGUCAGAGUCCGAGGGCAAGCCGCGGGGCAGGCCCCAGAGACGCCGCCAUCUCUUCGGGGGGCCAAAAAGGAGGGGAAGGCGUCGGACUCGCUCGGCCCCGGCUCAGGGCAGGAGCCGAGGGGCGUCGCGCAGCCGCAGCCCCGGGACCCGCAAGAGGGUCCGCUUCGCCGACUCGCUGGGCCUGGAGCUCAUCAGCGUGCGGCAGUUCUGGCCCAACGACCUCCCGCAGGUUCCAGAGCGGGUCCAUACCCAGCUGAGGCGGGACUCGCUCAGCCACUUUGCGCCCUGCCUGCCGUUCUGCCCGUCAGUGAAGGAAUCUUUGAACCUGAAGUCUCGGCUGCUGGAACCGACAUUCCCGGAUCCUCUGAGCAUGCCUGAUUUCCUCCCACGCCUUCUGGCCCAGUGCGUGCUGCUGGAGGGGGUCCGGGCCGAGGGGCCCUGCGUUUCCGGCACCAUCCGCGUGCUCAACCUGGCCUACGAGAAAAGAGUCUCCGUGCGAUACACCUGGGACUUUUGGGCCACCGAGCAUGAAGCUCGCGCGUCCUACGCUGCCCCUGCAGGGCAGGACCGGGACCACGCCGACCGCUUUGCCUUCCGCCUGCCGCAGCCGGUCCCGCUACCCGCAGACGCCGUGCUUGAGUUUGCCCUCUGCUACCUGGCUGGGGGGAAGGAGUUCUGGGACAAUAACCAGGGGCGCAACUAUGCUCUGCGGCCUCCUCCCUGUGUGGUGGAGGGGGAUGAACUGCCCAGCCCCAUUCCAGAUUGCUGUGAGACGGGCUGGAUACACUUCCUGUAGGCGAAGGAGAGAA
This is a messenger RNA of Candoia aspera, 1137 nucleotides long. RefSeq names its product protein phosphatase 1 regulatory subunit 3E (gene PPP1R3E). Gene Ontology annotation, molecular function: glycogen binding; protein phosphatase 1 binding. Gene Ontology annotation, cellular component: protein phosphatase type 1 complex. The transcript is spliced from 2 exons. Bases 189 to 1124 code for a protein of 311 amino acids. The record is from RefSeq and is a predicted model, not a curated record. Gene Ontology annotation, biological process: regulation of glycogen biosynthetic process. Lineage: Eukaryota; Metazoa; Chordata; Lepidosauria; Squamata; Candoiidae.